AUGUUUUCUCUGCGUCAAGCCAACGAUCAAGGGUUCAAUGAAAAUGACACGGUUACUAUCCCAUCUUAUUUCUUGAAGCUCGGUACUGUAUGCACGUACGCACAAUGGCAGGAAGACUUCGCCUCUAGCCCUCCUGGGCUGCAUAUAACCUGUUUGACAAGGGGACAGAGCAUCGGCAUCACGCUUACAGCAACUGCAGGGUUGAUCUCGAUUCUAUCCAUAAUUCUACUGUUCGUACUCAUUGCACUUCAGUUGCUUGCAUCAGACCUAGUACAAGCUGUUGGUGCCGUUAUGGACCUGAAAUGGAUCGAAUCUGGCACUGUCAGUCCAGGUCACUUCUGCACAUCACAGGGUAUAAUCAAGGAGAUCAGCGAAGCUAGUGUAGCGAUGACUACCGGUGCUAUCGCCAUCCACACGUUUAUCAUAGUGUGGGGACGCAAAGCAGUGCAUGAGCGAGCAAUGGCGCUCGUUGUCGUUGGAUGUAUAUGGGUGUUUAUGCUCCUCUACACAAUCAUACGCUCCAGGGCGAGGCUACACGAGACACCGACACCGUUCUGGUGCUGGAUCGGUGGCGAAGGCAAACAGUACAUCGUCGAUAAACUAAUGGGCGAAUACCUUUGGAUGUGGCUUACCCUCUUCAUUUCGGUGCUGGUGUACGUCCCCUUGUUCUUGCUCAGCAGGGGCUACAUCUCCGUGCAUCCGAUCCAGUGGUGGAAACUCAGCAUGCAUCGCCGUAAAGAAGGAGGCGGGCUCCCUGCCGCGAAACAAGCCAGUAUGGGGAUGCUCGCGUAUCCGAUAGCAUAUUCGGUCAUUAUCUUGCCAAUGUCAGUUGUGCGAUGGAUAACCUUCACCUCCUCGCGAUCCCGCACCGUCCCUUCCGCGGCCACCUUAGCAGUUGUCACCAUUUUCGGUUUGAGUGGCGCAACAAACGUGUUUCUCUUAGUCUAUGCGCGCCCUGGAUUGCUUCUCCUCCGUCCUCGCGUGUCCCGGCGGGAGAAUGCGAUCUCCAUGGCCCAGUCCGAAACACGUCUCACGCAAGAUACGGAAGCCGUAGGUUCUGUUCCCGAUGGUCAUUAG
Molecule: messenger RNA, 1077 nt
Organism: Punctularia strigosozonata HHB-11173 SS5
Lineage: Eukaryota; Fungi; Basidiomycota; Agaricomycetes; Corticiales; Punctulariaceae
Exons: 6
Coding region: 1-1077 (358 amino acids)
Biological process (GO): adenylate cyclase-activating G protein-coupled receptor signaling pathway
Cellular component (GO): plasma membrane
Molecular function (GO): G protein-coupled receptor activity
Source: RefSeq, a predicted model, not a curated record